AUGCAACCAUUUCCAGCUUUCUCUGCAUCACCACUUACGUCCCCAACAAAAUCGGUUCUUCAAAAGCAGCCUCGUUCUCCCUUGAACCAUCAGCAAUGCUUACCUACACCAUUGGCAUUAAUGACAUCUACAGACUCAGAUCUGCAGAAGAAGUCUGUGCGAUCACAGGUAGCAAAGUUGAGCAUUUCGGAAACUGAUGCAGCCAAGAAAGAUCUAAUGGCUAAGAUUUCAGGUACAUGCGCGCUAGAAUGGCGAGAUUCUGGGGAACCAAUGAAUGAACCUAGGAGGGAAGAAUCAACACCAACAUGGGCAGGUGAUGUUACAGUGUUGGGUUCAAAGAGAAGGAGGAGAUCAAGUGCCGUGCCUGCACAGCAGUCAAUAGCACAUCAGUCCCUAGGUAAGUUGCGUCAGGGAAGCUCUAGCACGUCGUCGUUGGUGGUGCCCAAUAAAAAGAAAAAGCCAGCAAAGCCAGCAUCCUUCAAAUUGAAUGAAAAGGCUAGUCAAAAACCGUUGUCUAUCAAAGACAUACGUGAUUUGGUCCAAUAUAUAUUCCACGAUACGAACAACACACCCAACUGGGCUACUAUAGAAAACAGAGCAUCUUUAAAGAAAGUGGUGGUGUUAUUUACACCUGGUCUACUACCUGAAGAUUUCAACUUACCCAAGAAUUCAACGUUUCACGAAAACUUCAAAAUGUUACAGACUACUAACCUAAGGGCCAUUGAUGGCAAUGAGCAGAUGUGCAAGCAAAUAUACAAUUUACCGCUAUCUGCUCCAGGCUCCAAGUGUUCAUUAUUUUCUGCCUAUAACUCUUUUGUCAAUGUUGGGUUAACAAAGAAGGAAAAAAUUGCCAAGCUGGAACAACUAAAUAAGAAAAAGAUUACUUUACUAGAUUUGUUAAUGACUAUUGAUGACUUGUUGCAUAAUGAGUACCCUAUACAUUUAGAUACAUCUGGCUUAUCGGAGGAGUACAGGAAAGUCCUUAAUGAAAAAUAUCAAAGUGAGGAGUACAGUGGAUGGGUAGAUACAGUGAAAUUCGGACAUGAGGGAUCUCAUACGUUUGCUAUUGAUUGUGAGAUGUGUUUAUCUACAGAUGGAUAUGUUUUGACUCGUGUGAGUGUUGUAGAUUUUGAGUGCAAUUUGAUCUAUGAUAAAUUGGUUAAACCAGAUGUACCUAUCGUGGACUAUCUAACGAAAUACAGUGGAAUAACCGAAGAAAAGCUAAAAGGUGUAACAACUACGUUAAAAGACGUGCAGAGGGAUCUCCUAAAGAUAAUUAGCUCGACUGAUGUGCUUAUUGGUCACUCUUUGCAAUCUGACUUGAACAUAUUAAAUAUCAGACAUCCAAUGGUUAUUGAUACUUCUAUAAUUUAUGAACAUAAGGCGGGACCUCCAUUCAAACCAGCGUUAAGAUAUUUGGCUGAUGAAUACUUGAACAAACAAAUCCAAAAUGAUGACGCUAAUGGGCAUGAUUCUUUUGAGGAUGCUAUGACUUGUAUGGAACUUACCAAAUUGAAGAUAGCAAAUGGAUUAACAUUUGGAAUUGGUAUAAACACUGAAAAUUUAUUUCAAAGACUAACAAAACAGGGAGUCAAAUCAAUGACUUUAAGCGAUUCCACCUUACGGCAGAGCCAACAAUUCAAAACCUCACCUGGGCUUGAGACUUCAUUGAAGUGUGAGGAUGACGAACAGAUUAUACAGGGAAUUCUUGGAAAUAUGGAGGAAGGCAAUUUAUUUGUCGGCAGAAUGAGGGAGUUAGAGUAUGCGAGAGAAUUCGUUAAAUCAAAAACCGAGGACCAGGGAAUUAAAUCUGUAGAGGAAGCAGUCAAAAAUUUGGGAGUUAGGUUACAAAAAUUGUAUACGGCAUGUCCUACAUCUACCAUGAUUAUCGUUUGUUCUGGUAAUGGGGACCCAAGAGAUUGGGUCAAGUUAAUGGAGGAAUUCAAUGAACUGAACAAAGAAGAAAAAGCAACAGCUAGGAGAGAACGCGAGGAAGAAAUUCAAAAUGCUGUAUUAAAAGCCAGGGAUGCCGUCACUUUGCUCAUGAUUAAGCAAUAA
Molecule: messenger RNA, 2058 nt
Organism: Eremothecium cymbalariae DBVPG#7215
Lineage: Eukaryota; Fungi; Ascomycota; Saccharomycetes; Saccharomycetales; Saccharomycetaceae
Gene: RNH70
Product: Rnh70p
Exons: 1
Coding region: 1-2058 (685 amino acids)
Cellular component (GO): nucleus
Molecular function (GO): exonuclease activity; nucleic acid binding
Source: RefSeq, a predicted model, not a curated record